Messenger RNA from Funneliformis mosseae, 1623 nucleotides. The record is from the annotation of a GenBank genome assembly. NCBI's taxonomy places the organism in Eukaryota, Fungi, Glomeromycota, Glomeromycetes, Glomerales, Glomeraceae.
AUGUCAUCUUAUUUAUUAUACGAAAUUUUUGAGAAGAUAUUUUAUUAUUUAAGAAAUGAUACGGGAACAUUGUAUUCUUGUUUGUUGGUUAAAAGAUCAUGGUGUAGAAGCAUUGUUCCUAUCUUAUGGAGUAAUCCAUUCAAAUCGGUCAAACCAGGAAAGGCUGGAAAGCUGAUGGAAACCUAUUUAAAAUUUCUGCCAUGUGAACCGAACCAAAAUGCACAUUUGCUUUUGAGAAAUGGAAAGGAUUUAUUAUCUUUAUUGAGAGGAAAUUCAACCUUUAUAUUUGAUUAUCCGAUUUAUUUAAAAGUUUUGGAUUGUUUAGAACUAAACCGAGUUAUUAAGGAGUGGUCUAUUUUGAUCGUUCCACGGGAAAACUCUAGUUAUUCGGGUCAAUUGGAAUAUUGUUCGAGGUGGUUUUCAAAUAAAAUUAUAAAUUUUUUUAUCAAGAAAUGCGGGAGAAUCGAGACAAUGAUAUUAAUUUUAGAUGUUUAUCAUUUUUAUGGAAUACCCGCUGUUAAAAAUGUAGAAGAACUUGUUGGAUUUACUUCUCUUCGAACGCUACACCUUGACUAUUGUUGUGAUGGACAUGUAUUAAGUAAUGUUCGAGAUAACUAUCGUUCUAUUGAAGAAUUAUGGAUUUCAUUCAUAAAGACUGGCGUUAAUACAGACGCAUUGAUUAAGCUUAUUAAAUCUCAAAGGGGGUUAAAGGAUUUCAGACUUCGAAAUGCCAGCUUUAUCAUGGAGAAUUUCUUUGGAGUUUCUAAUGAUCUCUUGAAAGCUUUGAUGACGCAAAAGGAUACAUUGCAUACCGUUCAGUUCUUUAACUGUCAAUUUGUCGGAUGUAAAUCACUGGAACCUUUAGCUGAAUGUACAAAUAUUAGUCGAUUAGGUUUUUUUAAUUGUGAAGGAAUGAUUGGGGAAAAGAUUGUACCUUUGGCUGUAUCUCUUAAAAAAUUAAGUGUGUUGGCAUUGGCCAUAUAUGAAGGUUUUUCCGCCGAUGUAAUGAUCAACAUGAUCAGGAAUUCUCAAGAAAGCCUUAAAAGGAUUUCGUUUCCGUUGGCAACCUCGGAAAAUUAUGUAUCGAGAGUAUUUCGCGACAUGACACCUUAUUCGAUGAAUUUAAUUGGAAUCACAGUUUGUUUUCAACUUGGGGAUGAUGAAAGUUUCAGAUCUUUCUUAUCGCUUUUGGAUGCUUGCCCAAAUCUAGAAUAUUUAUGUCUUGAAGGGGGUGAUAAUGACGGAACCCCAUUGGAUUUUGAUGAUCCUUGCAUGAUUAUGGGAUUUGAAAGGUUGGCUAAGAUCAUGCCUCGUAAAGUUCAUCGAUUGUUACUUUAUAACGUUUCGGUAUCUCCUUUAUCAUUACAAUCAUUUCUUGAUAAUUGCGUUGCGAAAAUCAAAUAUUUGGGAUUAUAUGAAUGUCCAUCAUUUUUCGAUAAUCAUAUUUCUGUCAUCAUCGAAUACGCUCAGAAACAUAAUGAAAUGUUAAAGAAUUUAAUAAUUCAUCGGUGUCACCUUGUCAACAUAGAAGCGAUUCAUCUUGCAAUGGAAGUUAUUGAGAAAGUUCAAUGUAGUGAUCAGGAACCUCGAGACAUGGAAUUUACUACUUGGUUAGAAUUUUAA